AUGACAACCCCCUCGGAAUCUAGGACAUGGGUCUUCUCACAACGAGGACUCCCCUGGGACGUUCUCUCUCUCACAUCUUUGCCUAUACCGACUCUCCCACCACCACUUCCACUUCCUAGCGACGUUCCCAAGCCCGAGGAAUGGAUUGUCGUCAAGGUCGCCUUCGUCGGCUUGAAUCCAGGCGCCAUAUUCCAGAUGACUCUCGUCCCGCCCCUGAUCCGCCAGAAGACAUGCGUUCCCGAUAUGGACUUUUCUGGCACCGUCGUCGACGCUUGGCAUCCGGACUCGGCCAGCUCCACAUCCUCCGGCGUCGCCGGACAGAGCCCGGAACAUGGCGCCCGGUUCCGGAAGUGCGACAAGGUCGUUGUGAUGCUCCCAGCGAGCCACACCCUGCCUACGGGUACUGGCGCGUUGGCCGAGUAUGUCCGGGUGCCUGCGCGCUACGCUGUGCGCAAGCCUGAGAACACCAGCUUCGGAGACGCGGCGGGAUGCAUGCUGCCGGCGCUCACGGCGCGCCAGAUGGUGCAGGAGUCGGGAGCCAAGGCUGGAGAUCGGGUACUGGUGAAUGCAGCGAGCGGUGGUAUCGGGACAAUGGUAACUCAAAUGGUGCGAACCAUUGUCGGAAGUGGGGGCUACGUAGUUGGUAUAUGCAGCGAGAAGAACGUGGGCAUGGUCAAGAGCCUGGGAGCUGAUGAGGUCAUUGAUUAUACGCAGCACGCCGAUAGCCUGCCUCAGUACCUGGCCACUUGCUUCUCUUCUAAUCCGUUCGACACGAUCAUCGACACUAGGGGCCAUCAAUCUCUUUAUCUCGCCUCUCCGAGUUAUCUGGUUCCCAGCGGAGUCUACUCGUCAGUCGGUAUCAAGCCGCCCACAUUCUUUGUGCCUGACUUUCUACGCUCCGUUUUGCAAAUGAAGCUCAAUGAGUGGUGGCCUGUGUCGCGUUGGCUCGGCGGUGCUGGACGCCUCUGGCGUGGCGUCAGCAUGAUGAAUCCCACGUUGGAGGACCGGCAGAGCGUUGUUGACAUGCUCGAGAGGGGGGACAUCAGACUUGUGCGAGACAGUGUCUGGGGGUUUGAGCAGGCAAAAGAGGCGUAUGCGAAGCUGGGAGGCCUACAUGCCGCAGGCAAGGUGCUUGUCAGGGUGGGUGCUGGCGUUGGCGACGACGAAUGUUGA
Verticillium dahliae VdLs.17 is the source of this 1173-nucleotide messenger RNA. Its product is annotated as alcohol dehydrogenase. The coding region runs from base 1 to 1173 and encodes 390 amino acids. The record is from RefSeq and is a predicted model, not a curated record. Lineage: Eukaryota; Fungi; Ascomycota; Sordariomycetes; Glomerellales; Plectosphaerellaceae. The transcript has 2 exons. Gene Ontology annotation, cellular component: mitochondrion. Gene Ontology annotation, molecular function: oxidoreductase activity; zinc ion binding.